AUGGGAGGUGGCGCGCAGCACCUGGCUGACAUCUUUGGCACCGAACAAGACCGAGUGAACUGCCCUUUCUACCUCAAGAUGGGCGCCUGUCGACACGGGGACCGAUGCUCGAGAGCGCACGUAAAACCUAAGCAGAGCUGCACUUUGCUGCUCAACAUGUAUCAAAGCCCGGAGAUCACCCCCGGUCAGGCAUACAGAAACACUGCCAUUUCCAAGGAAGAGCUCCAAAAGGACUUGGAUGCGUUCUACGAGGACGUGUUUAAGGAGGUGAGCAAGCACGGCAAGGUGGAGGCGCUCAAGAUCUGCAACAACUUCGGCAACCAUCUGGCCGGGAAUGUUUACGUCCAGUUUCGGCACGAGGAGCAUGCAGUCGCAGCUAUGGCAGCGCUGAAUGGGAGGUUCUACUCCGGGCGCCCGAUCGCGGCCGAGUUCUCCCCUGUGACGGAUUUUCGCGAGGCGUCUUGCCGGCAGGAGGAGCAAGGAGGGUGCAGCCGGGGCGGAUGCUGCAACUUCUUGCACUUGUAUCGUCCUAGCAGAGCUCUGAUGAGGGAGCUGAUGGGCGAUCGAUCGUCAUCGCCACCAAGGCGGGAUCACAGACGUCGCCCGAGGGAGGAGGAUGGGGAGCGGGAUCACAAACGUCGCCCGAGGGAGGAGGAUGGGGAGCGGGAUUACAGACGUGAUGGGGAGCGCCAUACGAGGAGAAGCCCGCCCUGGCGACGAGAGAGCGAUCGUGAAAGGCUGGCCAAAAUCGAGAGGUGGAACAAGGAAAGGGAAAAGGAACCUUUGUAAGAAAUCUCCUUUUAAUUCCUCGCAAUCUAUGGUUGAUGACUUCUACCA
Messenger RNA from Selaginella moellendorffii, 837 nucleotides. Its product is annotated as splicing factor U2af small subunit B. Bases 1 to 789 code for a protein of 262 amino acids. Gene Ontology annotation, molecular function: metal ion binding; pre-mRNA 3'-splice site binding. The record is from RefSeq and is a predicted model, not a curated record. Gene Ontology annotation, cellular component: spliceosomal complex; U2AF complex. NCBI's taxonomy places the organism in Eukaryota, Viridiplantae, Streptophyta, Lycopodiopsida, Selaginellales, Selaginellaceae. Gene Ontology annotation, biological process: mRNA splicing, via spliceosome. The transcript has a single exon.